This is a messenger RNA of Dicrocoelium dendriticum, 5405 nucleotides long. The record is from the annotation of a GenBank genome assembly. NCBI's taxonomy places the organism in Eukaryota, Metazoa, Platyhelminthes, Trematoda, Plagiorchiida, Dicrocoeliidae.
CUUGUGAAAACUUGUCCGUUAGACUUUCCGGAGGUGUUCGUUUCAUUCCCCUGCAUUUUAGGUUCAACGAACGGACGUUGAUUCAGUGGACCAACAUUGACCCAGUGGGUUUGCUUGAAAAUCUACGCACUCAAUACGGCAAUUAUUCACAUGCAGAAGUCACCAAACUGAUUGACUUAUUUCGCGCAGCGGGCAUCAACCAUGGGUAUUUGAAUCGGACUUGUCUCGAUCCGAACGAUCCGGCCUGCCCAUCCUCUGCUCCAAAUCAUCGUAGUCAACCUCCAAACGUACCACAAAUCCUCAGCGGAGGUUGCCCCGGGUUUGCCGCAAAUUUACUACAUUGGCCGGAAGAGCUGAUUGUCGGUGGUCGUGUGCAUGCAUCACUAGACAGCUCUGAUGCACAAAUGUCCUCUUCAUCCACAUCCAACUCACGGCCCAACACCUCUGCACCUGUACUAAUCAGCGGAAGUGCUCUUCAGUCGCUUAUUAUGCUACGCUCGCCGCGUGAUUUGUACGAUGCAGUUCGACACAGUGACCCUUACAGACACGAAAGGUGGACCUUGGCAGACGCUCAACACGUUUUAGAUGAAUGGCGUCGUAAUCUACGGCAGCUUGUAGUGGAACAUAACGCUGGACUUCCGCCCAACUCUGAAUGGUGCUUUUAUGCCUUUACGGAUAACUCGCUGCGCGAUAUUUUACGGGGACUGACUCUGCGAUUUGGUCCUAUCAAAUUCAUUGGAUGUGUGCUUCUAGUGUUUCUCUACGGCCUGAUCUGUCUCCUCGAUUGGCGCGAUCCGGUGCAAUCCCAGUGCUGGCUCGUUCUAUCCGGCUUUGUUGUCGCUGCAUUCGCCUCCAUAGCUGGACUGGGUAUCUGCGCUGCCGUGGGCCUGCCUUUCAACGUUUUUACCAUCCAGGUUCUACCUUUCCUUGUCAUGGGUUUGAGCGUUGACAGCGUCUUCACACUAACCACUUGUUAUCAGUGCCGUAUGGCUCGUCGCACCAUGCUAUCAAACAACAGACAUUGCAACAGACCCUCGUUACUCAGUACACCGUGGGCCUCUGUAGCCUCCGUGUCUACAUGCUCCUCUUCCUUCACUUCGGAAUCGUCCCUUGUCUCCUAUUCACCAUUUCCCGUCUUGGCGGAACAUGGACCCAGUCUUUUGUUCGGUGCCAUUGCAAUUGCAGGCGCUUUUUUCUCGGCCUCCUAUAUACCCGUUCCUCUGAUGCAGCAGUUUUGUCUGCAGGGUGGAACGUUGGUUCUUGUCCACUCCGUCUGCUUACUCUUUCUACUUCCUGGACUGCUAAAGUUGGAUUUGGCUCGCCGAUCUGCCGGCCGGCUGGAUGUGCUCUGUUGUCUGCAGCAACCUCACACUGAUUCCACACCAGUCCGCCGUGGAACGCACAGCCAUGAUGCCGACUUCGAAGAGGAGAAUCUGCCUUAUUCCAGGAAGGAUCCCUACAUGGAAUGCUCAACUACAUUGGACAGUAACAGUACAGAAAGCCGCAGAGGAUCGGUUCACAAUGAGACAAUUACCUCAUCAACUGGAACAUACCCGUGUUCUUCCAUUCAGGUUAGCGUCAUCAAUCGUGUCGCUGAUGAUACACGUUCAAACAAACCAGGCUCUUAUUUGUCCCGUCCCUCCGGUUUGGGUUCUCCAUCCGGCGGUCACACUGUGCACACAACGGUGACUGUCUCUGGACCCACACAAGGUCUUAAGCGUGGCGGUCCGCCUUCGACGACGUUCGACCCUUCAAGACAGCGCAACCGAUCACAUACUCCUAAGUUCUAUCCUUCCCACAUCUCGAGUGGGUGUUGUUAUCACGACCCACACCACCAUCCCCAUUGGUACCGGCACCUCACUUCCUUCGAUCGAUGUCAGCCUCGCGUCGCUGAUGAGGAGUGUAAUCAACCGAAGCCUUUGCUCGUCCGCUUUGCCCAUCGUAUGGCGCUGUUCCUCACUUACCAUUGGUCAAUUCAGUUGUUCAUAUGUAUUAUUGGUGUCGCACCGUUUAUUUCGGCUGCUUUGUUGUCCCAAUACGGGCUACACUUGGGCCUCGAUUGGUCUAAGCUAAUCCCGGUGGAUGCAAUCGAGUACGGCUUUGUGAAACACUCCGAACAGGCAUUCGGGUUACGCUACUUUCAAAUUAUAGCCAGAGGAACUGAUCUGCCUGGUGAUCGUCCGGUCCCCAGUAGAUCUGGUCUCGGAAAGGCUAUUCCCUCAGCCCCUGCUCCCAGCCUAUCAUCCACUAAUUUACUGAAUAUGAAGCCUAGAACACGAUCUGUUUUUGCAGACGUUGGUCGUGGGAUCGAUUUCCCGGUUCGGCAACGUCAGCUACAUCAGCUAUACAUGCGUCUAUCGAAGCUGCCACGUGUCACUCUGGCUGGCCGCGGUUAUUGGCUUGAGACAAUGCGCGAUUGGCUUCAGCGUGUUCAAGAUGCCUUUGACUCAGACCGUCAACGAGGGCUUAUCUCUUCUGCCGGUUACUGGAGUGUGAAUGCUAGCGAACUUGGUGUUUUGGGUUUACGACUAAUCGUUCAAACGGACCGCGGUCCCGAGCUCAGCCGUAUUAACACGGGCCGAUUGGUUCACGCGGGAAUCGUUGAUCCGCCUGCUUUCUACGUGCUUCUCCGCAUGUGGCGAACUCACGAUGCCUUGAACUUCUCUUCACUGGCGUGCGUGAUUCAUCCAGAGCCCAGUCCAGUUCAGCUGAAUCAUUUGCGUUCUCAGCCUUCUUCAGGGCGCCCAAGUGAUUUACACGCCCUUCCUCCGGCUGAGCCCAUCGAAUUUAUACAAACAAAUUAUUACGCAGUUGGUAUCCAGAGUAUGCCUGCUCAGCUGGAACUUGUUCAGAAUGUCCGUCUACUCACCGAAGGGGCAACUGCGCAGGGUGUGCCUUCCUUUCCCGUCGGAGCGCUCUUCACUUUUGCGGAGCACUACUUUUACCUUAUCCGUGAGACAGCGAUGGCGACAGGUAUUUUCUUCGCCAUCGUCUUUGUGGCUGCCUUGCUUUUAUUCGCCUCUCCAGUUAUCGUCCUGUUGCUUCUCGUUGUGGGAGCCGGUGGCGGAUUCUGCGCCGCACUCUGUGGUAUGAUGCUUCUCGGACUGGAACUGAAUCCCAUCUCCGCUGGUCUGAUGCUUUUCUCUGCUGGUCUUGGUGCAAGAACUACUGUUGGAUUCCUUGGUUCAUGGCCAACCCCACACUUUACAUGUGCCUUUUCUGCAGCGACAAGGACUGGCUACCCAUCUAGCAAGGUGGCAGACAAGAUGAUCUGCGUUUGUCAAUCUGCUCGACCCGGCGAAGCGUGCAUCACGAGCUGUUCCUUUUGCUGCUGUACAUCAGAUUCUGCUACGAAACCAAGCAAUGCUCCUGAGAACAGCUCAGCUACUUACCCGGUAGAUGGUGUGGACCCUGUGUCUGUGGAUCGCACCAGGAUGGCAUCUGUGCUCAAUUCUACGGAUUCCUCCAAACACUACUACCAGUUUGUGCGUGAUCAUCUUGUGACUACGUUGAGCAACCAGUUCGCCCCUGCUCUGCACACCACAAUGGGGCUUGUGUUGGCUACAGUCCUGUUGGUUGCCGCUCGUGUGCAGUUCAUUGCUAAUCACUUCUUCUUCCUGCUCCUGGUGGUCAGCUUCUGCUCUCUGUUCAAUGCAGUUUGCCUCAUUCCCGCGAUUUGCUACCUUAUUCAUCCGUUCCACCAGUUUCUUCUAUCCUCAAGCGUUUCACGUCAACGUCCCACUCAGGUUAAAAAUCGGAAUCUCCUUCGUGCUGCGAAAUCUUCUCAGUUUGAUGUCACACGUGGUCGCUUGCCUCAGACGACAGCAUCAAAACGUAAAGCUGAGCCAUUACCCCAGUCAUCCUUUUCAACGACCUCUUUAUCAACACCUUUGUUUCCUGCUUCCAACCAAUCUGUUUCUCCGCUUGAGACGGAGUGCACAUCCCUCCAACCCACGCAGAAUGUUGAAUCUCCGGUGACUGUCCAAAUCACUACCGAUCGCCCAGUUGAGCUUCGGCUCACAUCCACACCCAUUUUUAGACCCACAUUCCAGCCACCUUUAGCAGAAUGUACACAUGCACAGCUUUAUGAACUCUGCAAUCGGCGCCUCCUUGAAUUACCAACCAUGUGCCAGCAGUCUCCUGGAGCUGCCGCAGCUGCGGCUGCCGCCGUCGUUGCCGCAGUGGCUGCUGCGGCCAAUUCCGUUCGCUCUCGACCUGCCAGUUUGAGCACGAUUUCCGAAGAGCCAUCUCAUUCGAGCUCUACUCUAAGUUUAAACUGUGCCGUGCCACCGGUGACAAAUGAGUGUUCUAAAAGUCCGCACACAGGUCCUGCCACUAUCUCCGAUGCUGAACGCACCAGUGAAUGCAACCGGGUGACACAGAAGCCUCCUCUCACUAUUUCAUCUGAGGUCACAGGAAUGUCUAGUUUUGAUGAAUCCACUUCAGCCUUAUACCAUGAUAUUUUUAGAUCUUUACCACCUCCCGAAGUUUUGUUCAGCGGUACCUCGCCUGAUUCCCGCAAUGGUGAGCAUUCGCAGCGUGUGUUGGCACACAAUUUACUAACAUUGGUUGCUUUUACUGGUCUAACACCUAUCCCUCCUGGGAAAAACCAUACAUCGAGACGUCAUACUGAACGCUCUCCUCCUCCAUCCUAUUCAAGUGUCGUCGAGCACAGUGCGCCUGUUUGUAAUACACCUACCCACAUAUUUUCAAAAACACGUACUCCACAGUCGAGCUCUCCACAUGUUGCCAUUUCACUCAAACCCCUCCACUCUUCACAGCUGGAUUCUCCCAGCCGCCUUCCUCAUUGUACUCGAACGUUGCUACGGAAAAAUCACUCCGAACUGCGGCCUCCAUCCACUAUUUGUUCAGUAUCACACUUAGCGUCUUCCUCCUCCGAUGCUGUUCGGCACGAAUCCCACAGCUUUACUCGUUUCCCGUCAGAUAUUGCAUUUCACGCCUCUGGACUUCACCCCAGAAUACGGCAUCACCAUCAAAGCAGGUUGAGGCCCAUGACUACGACUUUUUCGGAUACCGAAAUCCGGACAAACGGUUCAGGACCUCAGACACGAGAUCUCUAGGCUAGAACUACCAGAACCGCAUCUGCAUUUUAUUGUACAGUUUCUUACUUCUAGUAGGGUAUAUAUUUACAGAAUAUUCCUACUGUGUCACACUAAGUAUUCCUUACUCUUACUGCGUCAGCUAAACAUAGCAGUAACUGACCUGCUUUCUUCUUUUGUCUUUGGAUUCUUCCCUUACCCCAUUGCGCUACUUUCUGUCUUUCCCGGAUUCCUUUUGUAUCUUCUUCGGCCAAAUGUCGAAUGACGCUUUCAGACCCGAUGCUCAAGUUUUUCGAUUCUUUUCACAUUGUAUAUACGAUAUAAUUCUACCACUUUCUACCUCCU